Cyanistes caeruleus (blue tit) is the source of this 2262-nucleotide messenger RNA. The record is from RefSeq and is a predicted model, not a curated record. Lineage: Eukaryota; Metazoa; Chordata; Aves; Passeriformes; Paridae.
UGUGGGGGGAAGGUGUGGGUGUGAUCGCGUGUCCACCUGUGUGUCCGGCCGUGUGUCUGUCCCUCGUAGCCCUGGGACAACAGUUGCUCCGCCGCCCUUCCAUGUGCUGUGGGAUGCUCCUUCCUGCCUGGGUCAAGGCCGGGCCCAGGGCCUCACGUCAGCGGCCUCGGGGUGUCGCAAGAAUGUCGGAUCUUCGUCAACCGGAGCCUGGCGCUGGAGAAGAUCAAGUGCUUUGGCUUUGACAUGGACUACACCUUGGCCAUGUACAAGUCCCCUGACUACGAGGAGCUGGCCUUUGCCUUAUUGCUGGAGCACCUUGUCGCCAUUGGGUACCCUCCUGAGAUCCUUGCCUACAAAUAUGACCCCACCUUCCCCACCCGGGGGCUGGUGUUUGAUGCCCUGUAUGGGAACCUGCUGAAGGUGGAUUCCCACGGGAACCUGCUGGUCUGUGCCCAUGGCUUCCGUUUCCUCAAGGGAGCCGAAAUCCUCCACUAUUACCCCAACAAGUUCAUCCAGCGGGAUGACAUGAAGCGCUUCCACAUCCUCAACACCCUCUUCAACCUCACAGAGGCCCACCUCUAUGCCUGUCUUGUGGACUUUUUCACCAACUGCUCCAGAUAUGUCAACUGUGACACCGGCUACAAGCAUGGGAAUCUCUUCAUGUCCUUCCGCAGCAUGUUCCAGGAUGUGCGUGAGGCCAUGGACCAUGUCCACCUCUCUGGCUGCCUCAAGGAGAAGACUCUAGAGAACCUGGAGAAAUAUGUGGUGAAGGAUCCCCGUGUGCCACUGCUGCUGAGCCGCAUGAAGGAGGUGGGGAAGGUCUUCCUGGCCACCAACAGUGAUUAUACCUACACUGAUGCUAUCAUGUCCUACCUGUUUGACUUCAGCAAUGAGGACAAGCAUCCACAGGCUGACAUCCCACAGCGCCCCUGGAGGUCCUAUUUCGACCUGAUUGUGGUGGACACCCGCAAGCCCCUCUUCUUUGCUGAGGGCACCGUCCUGCGCCAAGUCGACACGGACACAGGGAAGCUGCGCAUUGGGACAUACACUGGCCCCCUCCAGCACUGUGCUGUCUACUCCGGUGGCUCUUCAGAUGUGGUGUGUGACCUCCUGGGUGUGAAGGGCAAAGACAUCCUCUACAUGGGGGACCACAUCUUUGGGGACAUCCUCAAAUCCAAGAAGCGGCAGGGCUGGCGCACCUUUCUGGUAGUUCCUGAGCUGGCCCGUGAGCUGCAGGUCUGGACAGAGAAGAGUGAGCUGUUUGAGGAGCUGCGGAGCCUGGAUGUCUUCCUGGCUGAGCUGUACCAGCACUUGGAUAGUGGCAGUAGUGAGCGCCCAGACAUCAGCUCCAUCAAGCGUCGGAUCCAGAAAGUGACACAUGAGAUGGACAUGUGCUAUGGGAAGAUGGGCAGCCUUUUCCGCUGUGGCUCACGUCAGACACUCUUUGCCAACCAGCUGAUGCGCUAUGCAGACCUCUAUGCUGCCUCCUUUAUCAACUUUCUCUAUUACCCCUUCAGCUACCUUUUCCGGGCACCUCCUGUCCUGAUGGCCCAUGAGUCAACGGUGGAGCACUCUCGCCUGGACUCAGGGGAUGCGGUCACUGCCCUUCCUCCCUGGCUGGCCCAGCAUGGUGACCCUGGCCAGCAGGUCCCCCAGGACUCGAGUGGGGAGGAGGAAGAUGAUGGAGAAGCCUGAGCACACCCCAACUGCUGCCAUGCCAGGUGCCAGACCCACAAGAGGGCUGCAUUCAGUGGCCUUGGACCACUUGCACUGCCAGAUCAAAGCUACUCGUGGCCACCUACUACAUCUGGUGGCCACAGGAUGGCUGGUGGCCCUGACUCAUGGCCCCUGUCACACCUGUCCCUGGGCAGUUGGGACCUUCUCCUGACUGUGCCCAGCAUCAGGAGAGGCACACCCCCCUCCCCUCCCAAGCCUGCUAGCUCCUGCCCCUUUAAUUCAUAUCUGCUUGGUGCCCUUUAUACCUCUCCCACCAGCUCAGUGCCAGCCUGGGGCCAUCCAACACUAGGGUGAACAGGCAGUACCACUGCUGCAGUAUCACUGGAAGCCCCACUGCAGCAGCUGGAGUCCCAGCAGCUCCUGCUCCUUUAGCCUCUGGGCCUGGCCAUGAGCGCUGCAAUGCUGGGUGGAGGGGGUGGGGCUCUGGAGGCGACAGCUGCUCCAGUGGAACUCCCUUCACCUGCUGUUCCCCUCUUCUUUUUUCUACCCUUUUCUAUUUAUAAAAGACACUCAAAACUGGUACUG